This is a messenger RNA of Dendrobium catenatum, 387 nucleotides long. RefSeq lists its product as uncharacterized. The record is from RefSeq and is a predicted model, not a curated record. Lineage: Eukaryota; Viridiplantae; Streptophyta; Magnoliopsida; Asparagales; Orchidaceae. The transcript is spliced from 2 exons. The coding region runs from base 1 to 387 and encodes 128 amino acids.
AUGCCGUUUGCAAGCUUCACAAGUUGCUUUACGGUCUCAAACAGGCGCUCCGACAAUGGUUUCACAAGCUUACAUCCUUCCUUCAACAUCGCGGUUUCGGGGAAUGAUCCAACUCAAACUCACAAACUGCUUCAGGAUCUCAAAUCUCACUUUGCCAUCAAGCAGUUCGACCACGUCUCCUUAUUCCUAGGGAUACAGAUCAACCGCACCACCGCUGGGUUCUUUCUCACUCAGGGGCACUACGCAUUCAAACUACUUCAAGAGGCAGGCAUUGCAAACUGCAAAGCCGCACCUACUCCCAUAACACCGGCUUCCAAGCACGCGGCAACCAACAGCAAACCAUUUCCCGACGCCUAUCUCUACCGACGUCUGGCUGGCUCCCUAUAA